AUGGCGGUGCGGAGAAACCCGCACCCAUUUUUUGGUCUCUUAGAACCCGACUUUGGAGGCGCCAUUGCUGGGGCAGACUACAGGAUGAAUACAUAUACUUCACUCAGGGCUCCUCAGGCCUUGAAGCACGUCUGCCGUCAGCCUGUUUGUAUACGCCAGUUUUCGAGCGGUCCUCCUCCAAACAAGACACCAUCAGCGCAGGCGAACGAGACUACAUCGCCAUCUGGAGAGAAACCCUUACCUGCAAGUCAGAACAAAUCCGGGUCAAUCCCUGAGACCAAGACUAAGUUCACAGGUGGAAAAGCCGCAUCGACGGUGGAUGGAAAUAAAGCUUCUUCGGUACAUGAGCAGGAAUCCACAUUGACGGGUGAAAAGGAGACUCCGUCGGCCGAUGUGGUGGAUUCGUCCUCAACCGGUCGUAAUGUUAAGAAGGGAACGAGUGCUGCGUCCCAUGCACUUCCGAGAAACAGAGCAAGAAGCUUUGCCUCGGUGCGCUUAGGACCUCUGGGGUCGAAGACGACUCGCUAUGGAGAGUUGUAA
Messenger RNA from Aspergillus clavatus NRRL 1, 540 nucleotides. RefSeq lists its product as uncharacterized. NCBI's taxonomy places the organism in Eukaryota, Fungi, Ascomycota, Eurotiomycetes, Eurotiales, Aspergillaceae. The transcript has 2 exons. The coding region runs from base 1 to 540 and encodes 179 amino acids. The record is from RefSeq and is a predicted model, not a curated record.